Drosophila erecta is the source of this 2069-nucleotide messenger RNA. Its product is annotated as uridine phosphorylase 1. Gene Ontology annotation, biological process: uridine catabolic process; nucleotide catabolic process. NCBI's taxonomy places the organism in Eukaryota, Metazoa, Arthropoda, Insecta, Diptera, Drosophilidae. The record is from RefSeq and is a predicted model, not a curated record. The coding region runs from base 857 to 1993 and encodes 378 amino acids. Gene Ontology annotation, molecular function: uridine phosphorylase activity. The transcript has 4 exons. Gene Ontology annotation, cellular component: cytoplasm; cytosol.
UUUCACAACUGCAGCUGCGGGAACACAUGGCGCAGGCAGCUGAUGGGAAUGGGGCUGGGGGCUCUCUUUGCGCUUAUGUGCUCACGCCGCUUUCUUUGCUCUCCUGCCCUGUAUGCAGUUCGCGUACCAGCACACACACAUAGGUACAUACGCGCGCGCUAAGUGAAUACAUACGUACAGCGUGCUGCGAGGUACAGUCGCCGCUAAUGGUGAAAACUGGCCGUGCGAAAAGGCUGAAAGGCGGCUGGCAUAGAGAGAGAGAGAGGGUGAGAGCAAGUCUGAUGUGGGGUGGCAACUUCAACUUCGCCGGCUGCACUUGGCAACAAGUCUGCAAGCGACUGCGACUGCGACUCCAAUUGAGGGUCAAGGUCAGCGCUCGCGCAUCAGCUGCUGCGCAUGUGUGACGACCACGACGGUGGCUCCGCGAAAGCUGCGCUCCGAGUUUCUGGAGCCGCAUGCGGAUGGGCAAGAAGCAGAGAGCGGUUGGCCGGCCGGUUUGGCCACUUUUCGCGGUUCUCCAUACUUAAGUGCGGUGCGAUCGCGGGGCAGCCAAGUAAUCGCCGCAUUUACUUAGGCCUACGAGGGGCGUUACGAAAGUUCUGUGUAGCUACAUUCCUAUGCAUGUGUUUGGCACGCAUACAAGUAAAGAUACAAAUGUAUCUCAAAUUAUGGAAUACUUCUGUCCUCUUAUAGAGCGCUCUUUUGCAAUCAAAUUGAAAUACCUUAUGUUAUAUAGUUAUAGUAGUCGCAAUGUCUGACAACUUUUGAUAUUUCAAUUAUAAAUUCAAACAUAAAAUAGAACUUAUUCCGGAAGCUAGACAAAAUUGCUGUAAAUUAAAGUAUAAAAUUUAAAAAAAUGUCCAAAAACAAUUGCAGCGACUGCACAUGCCGUUUGGCCAACGAGGUGGGCCAGCUAAAGGCCAUUGUGAAUGCCCAGAGCAGGACGCUCGCCAAGCUUGUCCGCCAGAUGAAGGAAGGCUGCAAAAAGGAUGAGGAGGCCAAGGAAUCCACUUUGUGCGGUCUGAAUCCUUGCCUGAAGUGCCUGCAGCCUGAUAUACUUUACCACCUGGGCCUGAACACGGACACCACGGACUUUCCCAAGGUUUUUGGGGAUGUGAGGUUCGUUUGCAUGGGAGGCACACCGGGGCGGAUGGAAAACUUUGCCUACUACGUGAUGCAGGAAAUCGGUCUGAAGAUAAACGCGGCUACCAAGCUACGGAACAUAUCGGAGGCCGGCCAGCGAUUCUCCUUGUUCAAGGUGGGUCCCGUGCUCUGCGCCAGCCACGGAAUGGGUUGUCCCUCGAUCUCCAUCCUGCUGCACGAACUCAUCAAGAUGAUGUACCACGCCAAGUGCAAGGAUCCCGUCUUCAUCAGAAUAGGCACCAGCGGCGGAAUUGGCGUUGAACCCGGAACCGUGAUCAUCUCCUCCGAGGCGAUUGAUGCUCGCUUAAAUCCCGCCCACGAGAUACUCGUGCACGGCGUCAGUGUCCAACAUGCUAGUCAGCUGGAUGAGAGUCUGGCCGAUGAAAUCAAGAUGUGCCACGAUCCCUGCAAGGACACCUAUGAGGCCGUCAUCGGUCGGACCCUGUGUGCCCAUGACUUCUACGAGGGCCAGUCGCGCUUGGAUGGAGCCUUUUGCGAGUACACGCCCGAAAUGAAGAAGACCUACUUGGAGCAGCUGCAGAGCCAGGAUGUGAAGAACAUCGAGAUGGAGAGCUUGGCCUUUGCCGCCCUCACCAGUCGGGCCAACAUCAGGGGCGCAGUCGUCUGUGUGGCCAUCCUAAAUCGCCUAAAUGGGGAUCAAAUCAAAACGCCUCAUGAUGUUUUGUCCAAAUGGGAGAAGCGACCCCAGGAGCUUGUGGCCCGCUAUAUACGCAAGGUGCUGUACUAUAACGAAGAUGACGAUGAAUCGGAGCAACCGGAGGACGAGACCGAGGGAGGAGCAGCAGGGGCUGGGGACACCCAAAAAGCGCCUGCAGCGGAAGCCGAGUAAGAAGUCUAGGUAAACGAAUCUGCCAUACUAAGUCAAAGCUUUGAUCAUUAAAGAUACCUGUGGUUGUUCAGUUCAA